AUGCGGUUUUUUAAACCAAUAUGGGUAACCAGUCGAAAAGGAGUGAGUACCUGGUCGCCUUUAGCAACAGCUUUUAAUACUAGACCCACACAUAGGCCUAUAUUCGAUUCAUUAAGGGAAAGAACUGGCCUCUUCAAUAAACCAGAGUUGACAAGUUUUGAAGGUUUUUAUUCUCUUAAAGAACAAGCGAUAGCAGCUACUGACAGACUUAUAGAAGAAGCUGUAUCAAGCCCGUCUAGACCUAUGGUGGAAAUCUUUGAUGAACUUUCAGAUACUCUGUGCAAAGUUGCUGAUCUUGCUGAGUUUGUUAGGAUAGCACACCCUCAACCACAUUUUGCAAGUGCUGCAGAGGAUGCCUGCAUUAGUGUCAGUGGUGUUGUUGAGAAGUUAAACACACACAAAGGUUUAUACGAAGCUUUGCGUAACUCAGUACAAAAUGACACAUCUGGUGAUAAACACUUGGCCGAAUUAUUCUUAUUUGAUUUCGAGCAAAGUGGGAUACAGUUGGAAGAAAAUACCAGAAGGGAGGUUGUGGCUCUAAAUGACCUUAUCUUACAAACGGGUCAACAGUUUAUGGCUGGUGCCGCAAAACCUAGAAGAGUGCCAAGAUCUGUAGUGCCACAGAAUGUAAGACAAUUUUUUAGUACAGAGGGCGAUGACGUCAUCGUUAGCGGCGUAUACGCAGAGUGCGGAGAAGCGGCCGCGAGGGAAGCGGCGUACCGUCUCUACUUAGCUCCAGAUAUAAGACAGGAACAACUCCUGACAACCACAUUGCAGGCCAGGCAUAGACUAGCUCAGUUGUGCGGCUUUGACAGCUAUGCGGACAGAGCUAUUAAAGCGAGUACAAUGGAGACGUCAUCAAAUGUUCGAGAGUUCCUUGAUAUUUUGUCAGACAAUCUACACGACAGAGCAAACAUGGACUUCGAAGCUAUGGCGAAAAUGAAGCGACAGGAAUCUCCUUAUCAGAAUGAAUUGAUGUGUUGGGAUACACCAUACUUUACACACAAAGCAAAGACUCAGCUCCUUAAUGUGGCAAACACAGAUUUCAGUCCAUACUUCUCGUUGGGCGGCUGUAUGGAAGGCCUCAAUAUGCUUUGCCAAGAAUUGUAUGGAAUCAGCUUAAAAUCGGAAGAAAUGUUGCCAGGAGAGUCAUGGGCGCCAGACGUCUACAAACUGGCUGUUGUACACGAAAGUGAGGGUCUUUUGGGACAUAUCUACUGCGACUUGUACGAGCGGGCAGGGAAGCCCCACCAAGAUUGUCAUUUCACCAUACAGGGGGGUAAAUUGUUGCCAGAUGGAAGUUAUCAGAACCCAAUAGUGGUGAUAAUGUUAUCACUGAGUGGGGGACACCGGGGUGGACCGGCGCUAUUAAGCGCUGGAGCUGUAGACAACCUUUUUCACGAGACUGGUCACGCACUCCACUCCAUGUUGGGGAGAGCGAGGCAUCAGCAUGUGGCCGGUACACGCUGUGCCACAGACCUGGCAGAGCUACCGAGUGUUCUGAACGAGUACUUCGCUUCUAGCCCAGACGUGGUCCGACGAUUCGCUCGUCACUUCCAAACACGGGAACCGAUGCCUGAAGAUAUGUUGCAGAGAUUCUGCGCCUCCAAGUAUUUGUUCGGUGCUAGCGAGAUGCAAUUACAGGUUUUCUACUCAGUAUUGGAUCAACUGUAUCACGGAGCGGAUGUGUCGCAACAGCAAUCUACAACACAAGUAUUAAAGGGUGCUCAGCAACAGUGUUAUGGAUUACCAUAUGUGGAAAAUACGGCUUGGCAGCAUCGCUUCAGCCAUUUAAUAGGAUACGGUGCGAAAUACUAUUCAUAUUUAAUAUCUCGCGCGCUCGCGUGGAGCGUAUGGAGACAGAACUUCGAAGCGCGACCGCUCAGUCGCAGCGCUGGUGACAGACUGAGGCACGCGGUACUACGGCACGGAGGCGCUAUUGAACCGCAGAUAUUAUUACGAGACUACCUCGGUACAGAGAUGACGCCACGUGCGCUUGCGACGGCUUUGACAGACGAAUUGGAUUACCACAGAGACCAUAUAGACUCAGUAUUCAAGACAUUAGAUUAG
Molecule: messenger RNA, 2070 nt
Organism: Leptosia nina
Lineage: Eukaryota; Metazoa; Arthropoda; Insecta; Lepidoptera; Pieridae
Source: the annotation of a GenBank genome assembly